AUGGUGGAGAAUGUGCCACCUCCAGCUUCGCUACCCGCGAUAGUACCGACAAGUUUGGCUCAAAUUGAGCAGCUCAAGAACAUUUUCUUCUUCUUGCAAACUUUUAAUGUGGAUACUGCCAAGCUGGUCGCGGCACAAAACGAUACGAUCGAGGCACUCAACGGCAAGAUCAAGGCCCAGGACGGCAAGAUCAAGGCCCAGGACGGCAAGAUCAAGGCACUUGACGACAGGAUCAAGGUCCACAACGACGAGAUCAAGGCAAUUCGCGACAAGAUCAGCGCUCAAGAUGGCAAGAUCACUGCCCUGGAGAGGCAGAUCGCGCGCCUGCAACCUGAAGUUAAAAGUCAAAGCACAGCAACGUACCAUCGAAGCGCAAAAUGCGAAGAUCGCGGUACUGAAGACAAUACGGGAAAAUACAGCCAAGGGCAACGAAGCUCUGCACUGUCACUUGCCAAUAAAGAACUGAUUCCUUCUAAGCUCAUGUGA
Molecule: messenger RNA, 486 nt
Organism: Phytophthora sojae
Lineage: Eukaryota; Oomycota; Peronosporomycetes; Peronosporales; Peronosporaceae
Exons: 1
Coding region: 1-486 (161 amino acids)
Source: RefSeq, a predicted model, not a curated record